Messenger RNA from Amborella trichopoda, 2056 nucleotides. Its product is annotated as pectinesterase/pectinesterase inhibitor. Gene Ontology annotation, biological process: cell wall modification. The record is from RefSeq and is a predicted model, not a curated record. NCBI's taxonomy places the organism in Eukaryota, Viridiplantae, Streptophyta, Magnoliopsida, Amborellales, Amborellaceae. Gene Ontology annotation, molecular function: enzyme inhibitor activity; pectinesterase activity.
CUUGCUCUUGGGUACUUGCAUUAAGGGAGCUCCGGCUCCAUCAAAAUAAAGAAAAACCAAAGGACCCACUAGCCCUAGCCGAGCCCACUUAUCGAGCCUAGCACGAGCUCAUCAUGUCUUCUUUCCAGGGCUACGGCCACCUCUCCCAACGGGCUCCCCCUCGCUCCCAUAAACGGCGUAACCUGUGCGUGGCGGGCGUGUCGAUUAUAGUGGUUGCCGCCAUUGUCAUCGGUAUCUUGGCGACAGUCACGCGAUCGCACAAUGGCUCGAGCUAUGACGCGUCGAGUUCGGGCUUGGGCUCAGGGGACGGGCUCUCCACCACCAUGCGGGCCAUCACCACCAUUUGUGGUCCUACGGACCAUAAGCAGGCAUGCAUCGACUCGCUGUCACAAAUCGUUGGCAACAACGCCUCCGCCACUGCCUUGGAGCCCAAAGAGCUCAUUGCCGCCUCGGUGAAGGCCACCAUAAAACAGGUCACCGGCGCUCUAAAGCUCUCAGAUUCCAUGAAGGCCACCGCCACCAACGGCACAGACGGCCGGAGACUCGAGGGCGCCAUCGCGGACUGCAAGCAGCUCCUCAGCUUUGCGAUCGACGAGCUCCAGGAUUCGUUCUCGGACAUAUCGGGCAAUGACAUGAAGAGCCUCCCGGACCGAGCCUACCAGCUCAGAGUCUGGCUCAGCGCUGUCCUCACCUACCAUGAGACCUGCGUCGACGGCCUCGACCACCCUGAGCUCAAAGCUACGAUGCGAGACGGCCUCGCCAACGCGACCGUCAUGACCAGCAACGCGCUUGCAAUCAUCACCGAGAUCUCGAAGAUCCUGUCGAGCUUCCAAAUCCCGUUUUCGAUUCCCUCGAGGCGGCUUCUUGAAACCGGGUUCCCCGAGUGGCUGAACGAAGGGGACCGCAGGUUGCUUGCCGGCGGCGGCGGUGUCCGGCCCAACGCGGUGGUGGCGAAGGACGGAAGUGGGCAAUACAAGAAGAUAUCAGACGCGGUUGCAGCGAUCCCUGAGAAUUUCCAGGGGAGGUGGAUUAUUUAUGUGAAGGCAGGGAUAUAUGAGGAGAAGGUGACGAUACCAAAAGAUGCGAACAAUGUGUUCAUGUACGGUGAUGGGGCAAGGAAGACGAUUGUGUCCGGGAGGUUGAAUUAUGUUGAUGGGACCAGCACUUUCCAGACAGCCACCUUCACUGCCCUCGGAGACGGUUUCCUCUGCAAGUCCAUGGCUUUCAGUAACACCGCCGGCCCUGAGAAGCACCAGGCAGUCGCUGUCCUCGUGAAGUCGGACAUGGCGGCAUUCUUCAACUGCCGCUUCGAUGGGUAUCAGGACACUCUUUAUGCCCACUCCCACCGUCAGCUCUACAGAAACUGCGUUGUUUCCGGCACGAUCGACUUCAUUUUCGGUGACUCUGCAGCUGUCCUGCAGAACUGCAAGAUCAUCGUGCGCCGCCCCAUGGACAACCAGCAGAACAUCGUCACUGCCAGCGGCAGACUUGACAAACGCUCCACCGGAGGCAUCAUCAUACACAACUGCCGUAUCGUUCCAGACAAGCGCUUGUACCCGGAGCGACUCAAGUUCAGGACUUACUUGGGCCGGCCAUGGAAGGAGUACGCCCGCACGAUAGUCAUGGAAUCGACGCUCGGCGAUCUUAUCCAGCCGGACGGAUGGAUGCCAUGGGAGGGGGAUUUUGCCUUGAAGACAUUGUUCUAUGCGGAGUACGGUAACAAGGGACCUGGUGCACAAACCGCGCGCAGGGUUAAGUGGUCUAGGGUUAUCAAGAGGAGCGACGCAUUGCAGUUCACCGCCGGGCCGUUCCUGCAAGCUCGACAAUGGCUUCCGUCCACCGGAGUGCCGUACGUCUUAGGGCUGGUGCACUGAGAGGGCACGCCAAGAGGGUGGUGUAUCGAAUGCGUGUGUGUAUGGAAGAGCCAAUGUGAGGAAGGGUCUGCAUUGUUUAGUAGUCGAGGAGCUUUCUCUCCCUCUCUGCCCCAUAUCUCUUUCUCAUCACCGUUAUUUUUUCAAUCGAACGUUGGAAGUAAUGAGAAUUGCAUGUUUCACUA